CGUUCUAAGGAGUCGGCGCUGUCACUGUAUAAACACGAAAUGGACAUGCUGCGAGGCGACCGGCACUGUAUGCUGAAGAUGAAGGAAGAGUUGGAUAUGCUCAAACCGAGGCUUGAAUCCUAUGCCAUGAUCCAGCAAGCCCUCAACGCAACGGUCCAGGAAGUGGAUAAGAUGCUGGCCAGUGAUACGAGCAGGGCAACCGUCAUUGCGCUCGCCGCAACGCUAAAACGAGAGCUACAGGCACAGGAGAUUAAGCGGAAGGAGCAAUCCGACCGACUACAGCGCCUGCAGAACGAGUUGAUGGAGGAACGACGAAAGCGAAAAGCCCUCGAAGAGAACCUUUCAUCGUGUGACAGUGAAAUAUACCGGCUUGAACAGCAAGUAAAGCAGCUCUCGGGCAAAGGGGAACACCAUAAUGUUUCGGUUGAAAGUGCCUCGCCCGAGGCGUCAGUAAUAGCCAACACUCCCGAUCAGCAGCCACCGGUACGACGGAAACGACCAAUGGUGGAAGAAGACCUCAACACCAGCACUCCGUUGUCGGAAAAAACAUUCGAGCAACCGGUAACGUCUCUACCAAAUCCCUCGCCACGGCGUCAUCAAAGUUUUCUUUGCUCGCCCAUCAAAGACCAACCGGAGAAUAAGCCUCGUUUCAUGCUCACGUCAUCUACCGUAACCGCGCGACUUAAGACAGGCAAGCUCAAACGACACCCAUCCACUAUUUUGAACGGAGAAAAACUGGCCGGCGAAAAUGCGCUCGAUAGAAUAGCAGAUCUAGACAUAGUCGACAUCGUUGGCAAGUGA
Molecule: messenger RNA, 801 nt
Organism: Anopheles bellator
Lineage: Eukaryota; Metazoa; Arthropoda; Insecta; Diptera; Culicidae
Exons: 3
Coding region: 40-801 (253 amino acids)
Source: RefSeq, a predicted model, not a curated record